UAAAGUAGUGAGUUGUGAAGGGUGAUGCCUAUUAAAGGAAGCUUCUUCUUGAAGGAAGAGAACUAAGAAGCAAGGAAAGUAACGUGGUUUUAAGAGAAAGAGAGAAAAGUUGGACUAUGGACCCGCUAUUGAUGUUAAUGUAACUUUAGAGAGUUGUUGUUUUAUAUUUUAUAUGUGAAAGACAAUCUCAUUGUUGUGAUGGUACAAUCAUUUUUUAGUUCAAGACAAUCCAGGCUUUUGGCUCUCUCAAAUCUCUUAAUCACAUAUCUACUAUACACAUAACACACCUCACUGACCAACCCCACCAGCCCCCUUUUUUGUUCUUUUCAAAGUUUUGAUUUUUCUCUUUGAGUUUGAGAUUCAUAGCAUCUACCCCAGAAAAUCUUGGUGAGAAGGAUAGGGUUGAAACCCAAAUCCAAGAUCAUAUAGAUUGGGUUUCAGGGAAAGGGGGAGUUUUUAUUGGGUGAGAUUGUUUUCAGUUAUGCUCUAAAGAGGGUUGGAUUUGGUUUGUGAGUGUUCUAGAGAGAGAGAAUUGAAUUGGGUAGUAGGGGUUUUUCGGUGUUCUUUGUACCUGGAGAAGGUUGAAUUGGGUUGUUUGAGAUUUUUGCUAUUUCUAUUAUCAAGUUACUGAAUUAAAGAUUGGGUUUUUAUUUAUGGUUUUUUUGUUUUUAGAGAGAGAAAGCGUUACAAAGUUGUAGUUUACUGUUGGAUUUUCAGUUUUAGAGAGAGAGAAAGUUGAAUUGGGUAAUUUCAGAUAUUGCUUAUUAAGUUCCAUAAUUGGAAAGAGAAAAAGUUGAAUUGGGUUGUUCAACCUAGAAAAGAAAAGAAGUUUUCAUAAGGUGGAAGAGUUCCACAGUAGUUACUAGCAUGGCUAUGGUGAGUCCUGUGUCUGCAAUCACCCAAAGGACCCAUACCAUUAGAGUGCAAAUGGCAAGUAGGCAAGAAAUUGAAGGAGACUCAGUGGUGAGCAGAAUUGAAGAUAUAAUAUAUGUUGCAGUAGCAAAAGAUGUGAAGGAUAGUAAAUCUACCUUGGUAUGGACAUUGCAGAAAUCAGGAGGGAAGAAAGUUUGCAUCAUUCAUGUUCAUCAGCCUGCACAGAUGAUACCCUUGAUGGGAACAAAGUUUCCAGCAAGCUCAAUGAAAGAACAGGAAGUCAAGGCGUACAGAGAAAUUGAAAGGCAACUUAUGCAGAAGACCCUUGAUGAAUAUCUUCUUAUCUGCCGCCGAAUGGGGGUACGGGCUGAGAAAGUACAUAUAGAAAUGGAUAGCAUCGAAAAAGGAAUAGUGGAACUCAUCUGCGAGCAUGGAAUCAGGAAGCUUGUCAUGGGAGCAGCUGCAGACAAACACUAUUCAAGGAGAAUGAUGGACCUCAAGUCUAAGAAAGCCAUUUACGUACGCCAACAAGCACCUGCAUACUGUCACAUUCAAUUUGUCUGCAAGGGGAACCUUAUCCACAAUAGGGAAGGUAAUUUACAUGGAGCUGAUGUCGAGGUUGCUUCUCCUUUGUUUCAAGUGAAUCCAAACAAUGAAACUGGACAACCAAACCAUUUGAGAUCACAAUCUGUUACAGUGGUGCCCACUACUCGGGUAGCACUCAGUAAUCCAGCUCAAGAUCUUUUCAGAAGAGUUAGGUCUGUCGAUAUUAAGACGUUUGGUUUUUCCCCAAUUAACACUGAAGGGCUUUCAGCUCCAAAAAGCAAUUUGGAUGCAGAUGGGGAUUCCUGUGAAUCAGACAGGUUAUCUGGAAGCAGUCCUCAUCAGGGUUCGGAUUACUCAAGCUUUUCUAGUGAGGUAGCUCCUGUUCCGUAUGUUGGAACUGAGGGAAGUGAGAAUGGAUUAGAAUUAAGUGAACUCCAUCAGUAUAAAGAGGAUCUUCAUCAGUCUUCCCCUCCCAGUGUACUGGAUGGAAGUAUAGAUGAUACUUUUUAUGACCAACUUGAACAAGCCAUGGCAGAGGCCAGAAAUGCAAAGCGAGAAGCAUUUCAAGAGACUGUCAAGCGUGGGAAAGCUGAAAAGGAUGCCAUUGAUUCCAUACGGCGGGCUAAAGCAUCAGAAAUCUUUUAUUUUGAGGCAUUGAAGCAAAGGAAAGAAAUGGAGCAAGCACUAGCAAAAGAAAAGGAAGAACUUGAAAAGGUUAAUAACCUGUGUUCCGAAGUCAAGGAAGAACUUGAAAUUGCCCUUGAUCAGAAAUCAUCAAUGGAGAGGCAAAUUGCAGAAUCUGAGCAGAUGGUAAAGGAGUUGGAGCAGAAGAUUAUCUCUGCUGUGGAACUCUUGCAAAAUUAUAAGAAAGAGAGAGAUGAGUUGCAGACAGAGAGAGACAUUGCACUUAAAGAAGCUGAGGAGCUGAGGAAGAAACAAGGAGAAGCCUCAAGCACACACAUGCCUCAGUUCUUCUCUGAGUUUUCUUUCUCAGAACUUGACGAAGCAACUAGAAACUUUGAUCCAUCCCUGAAGAUUGGAGAAGGGGGAUAUGGGAACAUUUAUAAAGGUGUCCUGCGUCACACCCAAGUGGCUAUAAAAAUGCUACACUCUCAUAGCUUGCAAGGCCCAUCAGAAUUUCAGCAGGAGGUUGAUGUAUUGAGUAAGUUGAGGCAUCCCAAUCUAGUUACACUCAUUGGAGCCUGCCCAGAUGCUUGGGCUCUUAUUUAUGAGUACCUCCCAAAUGGAAGCGUUGAAGAUCGCCUCAGCUGCAAGGACAAUAGUCCCCCAUUAUCAUGGCAAAUUCGAAUACGCAUUGCUGCAGAGUUGUGCUCCGCCCUCAUCUUUCUUCAUUCAUGUAAACCAAACAGCAUAAUCCAUGGAGACUUAAAACCAGCCAACAUUCUCCUUGAUGCUAACUUUGUUAGCAAACUUAGUGACUUUGGAAUCUGUCGUUUAUUAUCUCAAGAUGAAAGUUUAAACAACAACUCAACGCUGUAUUGGAAAACCGACCCAAAGGGCACUUUUGCAUAUAUGGAUCCUGAGUUCCUUUCCACAGCAGAGCUUACUCCAAAGUCAGAUGUUUAUUCAUUUGGAAUUAUAUUAUUACGAUUGUUGACUGGUAGGUCAGCCUUGGGGAUAACAAAGGAAGUUCAAUAUGCGUUAGAUUCUGGAAAUUUGAAAGUCCUUUUGGAUCCUUUGGCUGGGGAUUGGCCAUUUGUGCAGGCUGAACAGUUGGCUCGUUUGGCAUUGAGGUGUUGUGAGAUUAACCGAAGGAGCCGGCCAGACCUUGGCUCAGACGUCUGGAGGGUGCUUGAACCAAUGAGGGCUUCAUGUGGAGGUUCAUCUUCAUUUCGGUUGGGUUCUGAAGAGCAUUUCCAACCUCCUCCAUAUUUUAUUUGCCCCAUUUUCCAUGAAGUCAUGCAAGAUCCACAUGUGGCAGCAGAUGGUUUUACUUAUGAAGCAGAGGCUUUGAGAGGAUGGCUGGACAGUGGACAUGAUACUUCACCAAUGACAAAUGUGAAGCUUGAACACUGUAAUCUUGUCCCCAACCAUGCUCUUCGUUCUGCCAUUCAAGAGUGGCUGCAACAGCAUUGAAAAAUCUAAAGUUUCCUUUCUUCUUGGUACUACAUAUUGUUCAUACUUAUUUUAAAAAAAAAAAAAAAAAAAUACUAUUCCGUAUUUCUUUCAUUGGUUUUUUUUUUUUUUUUUUUUUUGGGGUUGAAUCUUGAGAGUUAGCAACCACGUAAAAUCGAUCCUGUUGUAUAUAAAAUACAACUUUUGUAUUUGCAAAAUGUUCUGAUCUCAUUGUAUAGAAACAGUAUCUCAUAUGACCUUUAUAUGAGGAUAAUAUUAUCUUUCAUUUUGUAAUAGUUUCUUACUAAUACAGGCCAAGAUCAGGAAAAUAUU
Molecule: messenger RNA, 3828 nt
Organism: Quercus lobata
Lineage: Eukaryota; Viridiplantae; Streptophyta; Magnoliopsida; Fagales; Fagaceae
Product: U-box domain-containing protein 33-like
Exons: 9
Coding region: 868-3516 (882 amino acids)
Biological process (GO): protein ubiquitination; protein phosphorylation
Molecular function (GO): ubiquitin-protein transferase activity; protein kinase activity; ATP binding
Source: RefSeq, a predicted model, not a curated record